Molecule: messenger RNA, 401 nt
Organism: Hippocampus comes (tiger tail seahorse)
Lineage: Eukaryota; Metazoa; Chordata; Actinopteri; Syngnathiformes; Syngnathidae
Product: E3 ubiquitin-protein ligase UBR2-like
Exons: 3
Source: RefSeq, a predicted model, not a curated record
GAACGCAUCUGUUUGUGUGCCGCGCAGCCCUUGCCCCGCCAGUCCCCCCCUCCCUCUGCCCCCUGUUCGCUAGCCUGGUGAACCUCCUGCAGUGUGACGUGCUGCUGGCUGUGGAGGGUGCCGUGCUGCAGUGGGCGAUGGAGCCGCGGGGAGGAGGCUGGACCGAGUCCAUGCUGCAGAGGGUGCUCCAUUUGGUGGGCAUGGCUCUGCUGGAGGAGCAGCAACAGCUGGAAAACAGCAAUGGCGAGGAUGACAUCACCUUCCUCUAUACCGCCAAAAUCACACGUCCGGGCGAUGCGCCGAGUACUUCAGGAAGUGUACUUGCUUUGCUAGAGAGUCUACAGAAUGCUCCUCACCUUGAGGUCCACAAAGACAUGAUCACCUGGAUCCUAAAGGUACAA